UUGCACUAAACACGUUGUUGACGUAUAGGUUACAUUCAUGUAUCUCUUUAAAUUACAGUAAAGAGAAAGAUUUUCCGUGAAGUACGCUUUUCAAUUUUCUAUGCAAAAAAUCGUCUAGUGUACAAUGGCUUCCGGUUUCCGUUGUAUUUCGCUCCGGGCCUCGUAUCCCACAACAAAUCCGAUGGUUUGGACGAAAAGCAACCAGUCGGUUGAAUUAGUUGCAAGUAAUCGUGUUUAUGGAGCUCAUAAAAAAGGAUUCAACCUAAUACAAUGCUAUGUAGAUAAACCAAAGGCUUUAGCCAUUACCUGUUUUGACACUUUAGAAGAUUCUCUUUCAAGCAAAAAUCAAAUUUCUAGCCAAAUGGUUGACAAGCCAUUACAAUUGAAGUGUAAUCCAAAGGUGUUUGGAAAGCACUAUACAGCCGUUAGUCUACAGCAACACAUUCAAGCAAAUGACUUUGUGAGGCAAUUUAGAGCCCACAGAAACUUCUGUCUGGGACGGAAUGAUUUGCAGGAUUGCCAUUUGAGCAUUGAAGACGACCAACUUCAACAAACUUUAGUUUCAAUGACUGUGGAUCAGCCUAGUUUUUCAGCUUACUUUUGUAGUCAAUUGUCUCGUAAUGAAAAGCUUUUGCUUUCAACUGGGGAUACUCCACAGACAAGUUCCAACAACAUAGAAAAUCAAGGAUUACCAUCCCCAUCACAGUUACAGCAUGUAUUUGAUGUUCUCAGAACCACGUUACCCAAAUUAUUUAUUCAACCCAUGAAUUAUCAAAUUUACAGCCCCGACGUUGUCUUUGAAAAUCGAAUUAGAGGAACCCGUACAGCGGGGCUAUACAAUUAUGUAAAACAAGUGGCACUUCUUCGAUGCGUUGGACAUUUGAAAUACGCAUACGUCCGCUUCGAAAUUUUAAAAAUUACUCAGCAUCCCGAAGACGGCACGAUUAAAGUUCGUUGGCGAAUAUGUGGCAUCUCAGGACUGAAAGUUCUUUUGCAAUUUUGGCGCUAUAAGCUGUGGCAAUGGAAAGAGGUUCUACAAAAGCAGGAAAGUUGGUAUGAUGGAUUUUCUACUUUCCACGUGUCUUCUAAAGGACUCAUCACGCUUCACGUAGCUGACAAGAUGAUGCCCGAUGACGAUAAAGCAACCGAAACGAACAAAGGCAUUCUAGCAGCUAAACUAGCUCUGCUGUUGGGCCUUCUUCCACAGCAUAAUUCGAAAAACUUGUCGGAUGUGAUGGAAAAUCUGCUAAUUAAUUCAACUGUGAAAAGUCAGGCAUGAAAUGCCUAACAAACGUCCCUAGUUUAAUUUAGAAUUUAAAUAGCAGAAAUGUGAUUCUGCGCUUCUUCUGCCAACAACCCAGGAAAUUCUUUAAAUUUUCCGAAAAACUUGGUGUAUAGUUUGUCAAAAUGGGUCUAUCAUAAAUAAGCUGGCUAAACUGGAUAUGUAUUGAACUCCAAGGCAACAAGAGCAAAUUCAAUAAAUUGUCCAAAGAAA
This is a messenger RNA of Daphnia carinata, 1495 nucleotides long. RefSeq lists its product as uncharacterized. The transcript is spliced from 6 exons. The record is from RefSeq and is a predicted model, not a curated record. Bases 125 to 1279 code for a protein of 384 amino acids. NCBI's taxonomy places the organism in Eukaryota, Metazoa, Arthropoda, Branchiopoda, Diplostraca, Daphniidae.